Messenger RNA from Penicillium diatomitis, 771 nucleotides. RefSeq lists its product as uncharacterized. The record is from RefSeq and is a predicted model, not a curated record. Lineage: Eukaryota; Fungi; Ascomycota; Eurotiomycetes; Eurotiales; Aspergillaceae. Bases 1 to 771 code for a protein of 256 amino acids. The transcript has a single exon.
AUGGACAUAGGCGCAGAGUUUGACCUCCCCAAAACCUUCGAAAAUACUUUGCAUGAACAGAUUCGAAAACUCAUCGAAGGCUUGCCAAAGGAUUUGCAGACGUCAAGUGGCUCUGCCAGCACCAAAGGGCUCUCCAGUGAGCUUUGCGACCUGCACCAGGUCCUGAAUUAUGAUCUGGUUCAUGGUAUCUCGCGACUCGUUCGCCGUGAGAUCACAUCGCACUUUCGCCAACUUGAUGCAUACCCGCAGCUAGUUGAGCCUGUCGAAGAGACUAUUCUUCAACGUCUUCGAGCUCUAAGGGCUUACUGGUCCAAGCCAAGCGAAGACAACGUCGCCACUGCAGAUGCCCAGUCAUCCCAGUUCAAUAAGUGCCCGGCUUGCAUACUAGCCACAAUUGCUGGGAACAAAGAUAUUUUAUGCAACCUCCGCGUCGUGGUGCACUCUCGAACACAAACGCGCCGAAACCAACAUCCUCGGAAGCUGACCCUCUUCAUCAACCACUGUAUCAAUCGUUUUAGCCCCGCUGAAGCAGACGAUGUGCGUCGCACAUCGAAUCAGCUUGCCCUGGGGAUGAAGCGAGCCCGCAAGGCUUGUGUCAAGGCAUACCUUCGUGACUGCCAGAUUGAUCCAAGCGCCACAUCCCGAAUGAAGCGGCAUCGCCGGCGCCGGCGCCGGCGCCAUUGUCAUCAGAGCCACGACUCCAGAAAAAGAGGUACUUCGCCCUAUAUCCGUACCCGUCCUGGGGACGAAAGAAGAAAAGAGCUGGACUGA